GGUAAAUUAAGUACUCAGCAUCAAGUAUUUCAACUUUUUUGUUUGAUGGGGAAUAAAUAUAUUUUUUCAAAAUUCUUUUUUCGAAAAGAAAAUGAGUUUUGUAUUUCAAGCUAGAAAAUGUAACUUAGACUUCAAGUAUGCAAGACUAAUGUUUGAUACGAGUCAUGUACUUAAACGUAGUAUUUCAUUUCCGAUAAUCUUUGAAAAAAAACUGCAUACUGUUCACCAAAAUACCUGCAGCAGCUGUAAAAAAAAAGAAUUUUUUAUCGGACAAAGGUUGAAUACUGAAGAUCGUGUAACAGAAUACAAAAGAGGCUCCGGCAACUAUAUGGCCAAUACGUUUAUAAAUCAUUUUAGAAAAUAUGUUUGUGCAUUUCUAAACAGUGAAGGUGGUCGUUUACUUGUUGGGGUUGGUGAUGAUUGCACCGUUUAUGGAAUUGUUUGUUCUAAUAAGCAAGAAGAUCAAAUACGUUGCCAAAUUGAUCACGUAGUUCAAAACUUCUAUCCUCAUGUGCUCCCUCAUCAUUAUAAAAUUGAGUUUAUUCCAGUUAAAACUCAUGGUUCUAACAAAUCAAUCAAAGAACUUGAAAAUGAUUCUUUGUUAAAAGUUUUAGAAAUUUCGGUUUAUAAGCCAAAUUUCCCAAAAUGUCUUUACAUUAAUGACAAAGAUGAAAUUUAUCUACGAAGAGAUGGAAGUGUAGAAGGUCCGUUAAAAGCACCUCAAAUUUUGGAAUGGUUCAAGUCAAAUUACUUGUAUAAAUAUAAUAUAGACACCUCUUACGAAGAUACCACUAAAGACGGAAACAAACUACCAACAGUAGAAGAUUAUGAAAGACUACGCAACGAUUUGAUAAGUUAUCAAAAAGCAAUUGAAGGUCAGCUAAAAUUUCUUCAAGAUUCUAACAACUGUAACCACAGCAACCAUUUUGCAAUUACAAAAAGACUUCAAAAAAUUAAUUCCGACAAUGUCAACUCUACAUUAAAUAAGUUGCCUAAUUUUCAAAGUUCGUGUACGUUGCUAUGA
Molecule: messenger RNA, 1024 nt
Organism: Hydra vulgaris (swiftwater hydra)
Lineage: Eukaryota; Metazoa; Cnidaria; Hydrozoa; Anthoathecata; Hydridae
Product: schlafen-like protein 1
Source: RefSeq, a predicted model, not a curated record